AUUGUUAACAAACACUCCUAAAGGUUUCCUUCACAGACUGACACAAUGUUCCUCUUCUCAUCAAGGAUCAGAGCCAUUUUCAUUAUUGCUUUGGCCAUGCCUCUUUGUUCUGAAAGUUUCUUGACAAAACCAGCAAUUUUCAGGUAUCUGAUGGCAUGUAGUCUAUAUAGCCGUUCUCUAGAAAUGUGCACCAAAGAUUAUUUCCCAGUCUGUGCAACCAAUGGCCGCACCUAUUCCAACAAAUGUACUUUCUGCCUCGCUCUGAAAGAAAAUGGUGGCAAACUUAAUUUGGUUCAUUAUGGUGAAUGCUGACCUUUGAUGGAGUUAUAUAUUCCUAGGGAUUUAUUGUGAUCAUAUUUUGCCAUGAUUAGAGUUUCCACAAUCAGGAUCUUAUAUUGCUACAAAAUCCAGGUGAAUCCUCAUAUUGAACACAAGAUGAAAUAUUGGACACUCAAGAUUCUUUCCAAUUCUAAGAUCUUGGAGUUUCAGGGGUUUUAUUCUCUAUGUUCAAUUACUCAAUGACAGUUUGAAAGAGUAAUACCUUAAAUGUAUGUGUGCUAAGAUUAAGCCUAAUGGAAUUAAAAUCCUAAAUAUUUUGCUCAAUAAAAUGUUACAUGACAUUAUCUUUA
Messenger RNA from Phyllostomus hastatus (greater spear-nosed bat), 629 nucleotides. RefSeq names its product ovomucoid-like. The coding region runs from base 46 to 312 and encodes 88 amino acids. The record is from RefSeq and is a predicted model, not a curated record. Gene Ontology annotation, molecular function: protein binding. The transcript has 4 exons. NCBI's taxonomy places the organism in Eukaryota, Metazoa, Chordata, Mammalia, Chiroptera, Phyllostomidae.